Trichomonas vaginalis G3 is the source of this 528-nucleotide messenger RNA. RefSeq lists its product as uncharacterized. NCBI's taxonomy places the organism in Eukaryota, Parabasalia, Trichomonadida, Trichomonadidae. The record is from RefSeq and is a predicted model, not a curated record. The coding region runs from base 1 to 528 and encodes 175 amino acids. The transcript has a single exon.
AUGACAGAAAUAGCAAAUCUUCUACAGGUUCCAUUAAAACAAGGGACAAACAAAAAGGGUGUAUAUUAUAAUAGAACUAUGAAAGUUCCAGAUGGAAUGAAAGAAUUAGUUCAUAUUGUUGCUGGUCUUCAAAAGGAUGUUAAACAAAUGAGAAACGUUUUAACAUUACCAGAAGCUCAAGCAUAUGCCAAACGUCAUGGACCAAAUUGGGAAGCACAUGAAGCAGACAUUACAGGACCAAAUGGAAAACCUGAUGGUAUAAAUGAAGUUUUCGUUACUGAUGGUCAAGGUAAUAUUAAAGUCAUAAAUGGUUAUAAAUUAACUGUAUCUGAUUAUCCUAAACGUAAAGCAUAUAAUGAACGUUAUCCUAUACAAUUUGAUGAAAAUGGAAAAGCUAUUAAACAAUACAUUGGAGAAGGUGAAAAUGGUCCAACGUAUUCAUACCAUCUUAUUCCAUAUUCUUAUUUCAAUGAAAAAUUAAAUGCUGUUGAAGAGGGACCGGAUGGAUUACCACGAUAUGUUAAUUAG